UCCAGUGAAACCAAUGCAGGACGGUGAACAUGGAGACACCGAAAUCCCUAGAUAAAGGGGUUCAGAGAGAGCAUGCAGCAAGCUCAAAACUAGCGAGUCUCAAGAAGGCUCUCUUCGGCAAGGAUGAUUGUGAGGACUCCGAUUUGGGACCAAUGACUCCGCUUCGAUUCGGAAGCAAACGAAAAGGGCCCAAGAAGCGUAAUUUUGAAGCCUUCACGCCCACUUUUCCAGCCCAUACUCCCUUGAGCAACAUCAACUCAUUCCGGAACCUGUUCGGAAACGAAUCCCCGGAAAGUGAUCGUUCCCUUUCGCCCGACUUUUUGCUGCGCUUCACUAACAACGGUCGCUAUGAGCUGGUUCCGGAGAGCGAGAAUCAGCAUAAUGUUGACGAAGAAACAAGAUUUUCGUUCCACAAUAUUCCGGAAACACCGUCCAGCCAUCGCGUAAGCACCGAAGAGAACGCACUACUCGACGAAAACAACUCUAAUUCCCUGUCAAAGAUGAUGAAUUCGGAUUUAAAUCUUGUCGACAAAAGAACCAAGCCACUUCUUCGGACACCGGGUGUGACGAGCCGAUCGAGCGAAAGCAAACCUGUGGCCGCCAAAUCGCAGGGUCUGUCGCUCCGUCGAACACAUCAUCACGCGCCAAAGCCACAGUUCGUGACCGCUUCGUACGCUACCACGUCCAUCUCGUUAUCGCCUUCUCCCGAGCCAUCGAAUGCUGAUAGUGAGAAGGAAAAUGAAUCUCCUCCCAGACGCUCCAGUAACAAAGCACGCAUCUCUCUGCAGUUUAACGACAUUCAGCCGAUUCCGACUAAGUCAUUCUACUCAUCCGUGGCGGACAAACGACCAAAAACUCCAAUUCCAGUCGUUCUCGUCUCUCCGGAAGCAGAUGAGCCCGACCGUAAAGACAAAACACCGCCGACAACUAAAACACCUCACAAAAGCACCAUGCGAAAACGUUCGAAAUCUUUCUCUUCUACCGCACCCCGUUUGGGGCAGCGAGGCGUGUGCCAUAAGAUACGGAAACCGUCGAAAAAACCGUUAGUGAAAGGUGAGCCCGACAGUGAGAACAAAACGGAACCACACUCCAAGAAACGGUCCAAGUCUGAGAAGAAGGGUGCAAAGAUUGCAAAAAGUUGUCCAACGACACCGAAAAGUUGCGGCGAUGAAGAAAGCGAAUGUUCCGACGGUACCGACGUACGGCGCCGAUUGAAACGCGUGGCCGAAAUCUUGCGACACGGACAGGAUAAUCUGAAACGCGUUCGUCCCCUAUCGACGGCACGGUCGAUGACGGAUCUGAGCGCACUAUCGGCCGGCGAAGAAGCUCACAGUUCGUCCUCUUCCGAAGAAGAAGACUCAGCACUGGAGAGCCAACAGAACCGUAAAUUUUUUCGUUCCGCCGACAGAAAACGAUCAUCGCGCAAAGUUUACAAUCACUUGAACUCAAUCAAGUUCACCGUCCGCGGGGGCAAGCGAAAGUUGUCAAGUUUCCCCGAGGCUCCAAAGCGGCCGCGGAUGGAGUUUUCAAUGAGCGAAGACUUCGACUUCGAUCUCGAGCAGCUCGAGGUGGAAGAUUUGAUUAAUCGGUUAGACAACAGCAAUAGCAAUUACGUAGAACCGUUCAAGUCCGACUCGCAUAACGGCCAACCGGGAGCGGAGGAUGACACUAGCAACGAUGAGCCGAUACCAAUUCAACCGAACGUUAUCUACAUUCCUGCGCAUGAAUUAACAUCGGAUAUGGAAGAUGAAGAACCACUCUAUGAUCAAGCUUCAGAUAGCAUCUUUGUCCACGGUCACUUAUCGGCGGCUGGAUUAAGCGAGGAUGUGAUCAACGCGAUGGCGGUUGACAACGCGUGCGAUAUAGGGGAUGAAGUCUAUGAACACACAAACAACACAAACACCGGUCCCGGCAGUGUGGCCAAAAACGAAUACUACCCAAUUUUCUAUAAGGAGCGCGUCCGUGAACUUUGGAAAUCGAGGCAAGCCGAGGAACUACAACCCCACGACUUAUAUCAUUUGAUUCGUGAGACGCCAAAUGGCAAACGAAAGCGCUACGGCAUUGGUCACGAUCAGUAUCAGAUUGAUGCGGGUCAGCGGUCGUAUGGUGCCAGGAAGUGCAUCGAGUGUGGUCUUGUCUACUCUCACAAUGAGCCGGAAGAGGAGCUAAUCCAUGACAAUUUCCAUCGCUCACUAGCGAAGCUUACGUUCGGCGGGUGGACCAGUGAACACAUCGUCACGCCGGUACCUGAGUGGGACGUCACCGGUCGAAUCAUCGUUGUCUCGCAGUCGGAUAGCAAACAAUGGUUGACGAAGGUACAACACAUCUUGGAGGUGGUAGAUAGCGAGCUGGGCUAUGCAACAAACGGUCAACUGCCGGACGGUGCUUUUGUGUACUUGGCCGUGGCUCGCUCCAUAGUGCUGGGUAUUUGUGUCGUACAGUCGCUGCAGUUUGCUAACCGUAUGGUAAGCCUCGAUGGACUUCACGGAGCACCAAUCGAUUGCUACUCGUCCGAGUUCUACCCAGCCAAGUGCGGCGUAUCGCGCAUUUGGGUGUCACCCAAAUAUCGACGGCUCGGUGUUGGCGCGAGACUAAUAGACGCUAUCAGGGGACACUACAUCUUUGGUUACCUCCUGAAGAUUGACGAUAUAGCAUUUGGGGCGCCAACCGAAAGUGGUAAACUGUUUGCCGAAGCGGUCACCGGACGGAAGGAUUUCCUUGUUUAUAUUUAAAACCUUUUUUGUUGUCUUUAUUGUUUUUUUCUUUUGUUCGCUUUAUGAUAAAAUAUAUAGCCCCCGAGAUUGGUUUGG
This is a messenger RNA of Anopheles bellator, 2810 nucleotides long. RefSeq names its product N-acetyltransferase eco (gene eco). Gene Ontology annotation, molecular function: protein-lysine-acetyltransferase activity. Lineage: Eukaryota; Metazoa; Arthropoda; Insecta; Diptera; Culicidae. Bases 30 to 2732 code for a protein of 900 amino acids. The record is from RefSeq and is a predicted model, not a curated record. Gene Ontology annotation, biological process: mitotic sister chromatid cohesion. The transcript is spliced from 3 exons. Gene Ontology annotation, cellular component: nucleus; chromatin.